Messenger RNA from Sardina pilchardus (European sardine), 1417 nucleotides. RefSeq names its product serine/threonine-protein kinase pim-3-like. NCBI's taxonomy places the organism in Eukaryota, Metazoa, Chordata, Actinopteri, Clupeiformes, Clupeidae. The record is from RefSeq and is a predicted model, not a curated record. Gene Ontology annotation, molecular function: protein serine/threonine kinase activity; ATP binding. Gene Ontology annotation, cellular component: cytoplasm. The transcript is spliced from 6 exons. Gene Ontology annotation, biological process: regulation of mitotic cell cycle; negative regulation of apoptotic process; protein autophosphorylation. The coding region runs from base 22 to 1335 and encodes 437 amino acids.
ACAAAGCUUGGUAGGUAGCCUAUGAAGUGCUGUUCAAACGGACACAGACAUUACAGCAGGCCCAGAGAGCAGGCAGAUAUGAAGCGAGGAAAGCAGCCAUGCACUGUCCGAAAGGUGAGACCCCGCAGAAAAGAAAGCAAUGAAUUGAAAUGGGAGCGAAAGAGAGGAGGACCCACCAAGCAGGACAGUUUAAAGACGAAGAAGAAGAGGUUGCACAUCAAGUCUGCACACAGCCCCCAGCCUCCUGACACAAUCAAAGAAGCAGCAGUAGAGAGGGAUAGAAAGAUCUGUGGGGAGGGAGAGAUGGAUAACAUGGAGAUGGGGGGUAUCGGUGUAGGGAGUGGCAGGGUGAAAAGAGACGAGGUCAGACAGGUGAAGAGGCCGCUGAGGAGGAAACCCAAAAUCUUCUUCCUCAGAACCGCCGUGUGUCGGAGGACCUUGCUGUCAUAUACCAGAACCGCCUCAGAAUCUGAGGUCCCACCAGCACCAGCCACCCUGAGCCAGGGGCCCAAUCAAACAGAUGACUUCUCAAAGGUUUAUACCACUGGUGAUAUUCUAGGAAAAGGCGGAUGUGGGUCAGUCUACUCUGGAGUGAGGAAGUCAGACGGAACUCAGGUUGCUAUCAAAUAUGUGAAAAAAUACAGAUGCGAACCUUAUUUAAAACUGCCUGGCGAGAAACAAGCCUUACCCCUGGAGGUGGCACUGAUGCGCCUGGUCAGCCAGCCGCCCAGCAGCCCCUAUGUCCUCCAGCUGCUGGACUGGUUCGAGGAGCCAGAGAAGUUCAUCCUGGUCUUGGAGCGGCCCUACCCUUGCAUGGACCUUUUCGACUUCAUAGAGGAGCUGGGGGGCCGCCUGGACGAGUGCCUGGCGCGUGUGGUCAUGCUGCAGGUGGCGCAUGCGGUGAUGCACUGCUGCGAGCGAGGUGUCCUGCAUCGAGACAUCAAGCUGGAGAAUCUGCUGGUGCAGACAGACAGUCUCCGUGUCAAGCUGAUCGACUUUGGCUGCGGCGACCUGCUGAGAGAUACCAUGUAUCGGGACUUUGCUGGCACUGAUGAGUACUGUCCCCCCGAGUGGCUCCUGGAUGGCAGGUACAGUGGCAGACCUUCCACCAUCUGGUCCCUUGGCAUCCUGCUCUUCAGCAUGGUCUGUGGAGACCUGCCCUUUAACAAACGGUCAGAGAUCAUUGGUGGUCAGCUGAAAUUCAAAAAAGGACUUUCUGAAGAAUGUAAACAUCUUAUUGGGUGGUGCCUCCAUCCAGACCCUGCAAGGAGACCAGCUCUGCAGCAGGUUCUUCUGCAUGAGUGGAUGACAGGAUGGCAGACACCUCUACCAUAACUCCAACCAGAUGAAUGCCCAGACACACCAAGCAUGACAUAGAAGUCACUGCACAGAUGUUUUCCAGAAUGUCCUUUUUCAA